Trematosphaeria pertusa is the source of this 1425-nucleotide messenger RNA. Its product is annotated as S-adenosyl-L-methionine-dependent methyltransferase. The record is from RefSeq and is a predicted model, not a curated record. The transcript has 3 exons. The coding region runs from base 73 to 1119 and encodes 348 amino acids. Lineage: Eukaryota; Fungi; Ascomycota; Dothideomycetes; Pleosporales; Trematosphaeriaceae.
GACUGAUUUUCGCCUGAUAUUGUAACACCCACUACGCCUCUUCUGCAGAUAGACCCCAGACUUUAGCAAAUCAUGAAUAUCAGUGGGCCUCGUGUACCAAAGCAGGCUCGAGCCUUACUAGAUGGCCAAAAGAAAGUAUCCACCUACGAAGCAACAGGCGGCGAAGUGACAGCUCAAUUUGCAUCUCACAAUAUUGGCCUCCUCCCCAGUAUCGCACCAGGCUCCGUUAUACACGACAACGCAUGUGGUUCCGGCACCGUGUCGCGCCUCAUCCUAUCUUCAAACCCAUCAUCCGACAUCAAGAUCCACGCCACCGACGUUGACCAGCCAUUCCUCGACAAGCUCCAGGAGGAUGCCACAAAAAACGACUGGCCGAUCGAAGUCGCGAACCAAAAGAGCGAGAGCCUAUCCUUCCCUGACAACUUUUUUGACCUCUCCGUCACCAACAUCGGCAUCAUCUUCUUCGGCGCUGCCGGCCUUGAUGGCGCGAAAGAAAUCCACCGCACCCUCAAGCCAGGCGGCGUCGCCGUUGUAAACUGCUGGGAGCGCAUCACGUGGCUUAUGCCCAUACUGAACGUCCACACCGUCUUUCGCACCGGCAAACCGUUUCCGGCUCCGGUGAUCAAUUGGGCCGAUGGCCAGCAUCUCCAGAAGAUUAUGGUUGAAGCGGGGUUUUCGAAGGACAAGAUGAGAAUUGAGAAGAGCGAUGCGUGGGCUAAGACGAGGGAUCUGAGGGGCUGGGCGGAGAAGUCCUGGGCGUAUCUUGCGGGGAUUGGGGGCUGGAUUGAGAGUGAUGAGGAGAAGUGGGAUGAGGAGGUAGACUUGCUAGCUAAGGUUUUGAAGGAGCAGGGUGGGACGAAGGAGGUGGAUGGCGAGGCGUUUGUUGAGAGCGUCCGUCUUUCUCAACGAGCUCACCAAGGACCACCACUCAGGGCGCCUACCGCAACGCACUGGAUCGGACCCGUCUAUUCGACCUCGCCUAUUUUCCCUUUAUCUUCCUUCAAAACGCCUGCAGAAACCGUCUGCAUCGCCGACCGAACGGAGAUUCCUUCAACAAAUGAAACUACGUCGGCAGCUGUUGGACUCGCCUGGGAUAGCGCCGCGGAUUGGGAAGUCUGACUGCCCUUCCGCAUAAGUCGCAGCCCUAUAGAGCGCCAAACCAGGAUUGACCUAGUUCGAAGUUCGAGUAUGGCAGUAUCCACUGAGAUAACUAAGCCCUGAGUGUUGAGACACCAUCCGAAAUAAACAGUAUAAACUCAUAGGAGUUUUCUGGGCCUUCGGGUUUCUUUUUGCAUUUUUUUUCUUCUUUUUUUGGCGCGUUUGGGUAGACGUGUGGUGAGAAGGGUGGUUAGAGGACAGGGUAGGUAGAGAGGUAGGAAGCGAUAGCGAUGAGAGGCAGACUGUAUCUCAGACAGAACAUAGAGG